Monoraphidium neglectum is the source of this 333-nucleotide messenger RNA. RefSeq lists its product as hypothetical. The transcript has a single exon. The coding region runs from base 1 to 333 and encodes 110 amino acids. NCBI's taxonomy places the organism in Eukaryota, Viridiplantae, Chlorophyta, Chlorophyceae, Sphaeropleales, Selenastraceae. The record is from RefSeq and is a predicted model, not a curated record.
AUGCUUUUCCAGGUCCUCAACUGUUUAGGUGACAUCUCCCGCUCAAUCGCGCGGGUGGGGGACAUUAAGAAGGUGGACACGAAGGCUGUCCAGCUGGACACAAAGCUUGGGCAGCUGGACACAAAGCUUGGGCAGCUGGACACAAAGCUUGGGCAGCUGGACACAAAGCUUGGGCAGCUGGACACGAAGCUUGGACACGUGGACACCCUCGUCCAGGCCAGGCUCGAGGCCGCACUCAGCAAGUCGGAGUGCCAUGUCGCAACGGUGGCGUGCGUGGCGGUGCUCGGCGCCUGGCUGGCUCGGAAGCCGGGCGCCGGGCGCGGUGCCGGCUAA